Conger conger (European conger) is the source of this 708-nucleotide messenger RNA. RefSeq names its product transmembrane immune signaling adaptor TYROBP (gene tyrobp). Gene Ontology annotation, cellular component: cell surface. Bases 172 to 558 code for a protein of 128 amino acids. Gene Ontology annotation, molecular function: signaling receptor binding. Gene Ontology annotation, biological process: negative regulation of transforming growth factor beta1 production; microglial cell activation involved in immune response; positive regulation of macrophage fusion. The transcript is spliced from 5 exons. Lineage: Eukaryota; Metazoa; Chordata; Actinopteri; Anguilliformes; Congridae. The record is from RefSeq and is a predicted model, not a curated record.
CCCUGGCAGGCAUCAGAGCACAGCUGACCAGCGACCCUGACAGGAGCAGCUCUCUCUGCACUCCUCAGGAAGGUGUGGAAACCAACCCCCAGCCUGUCUCAUCUCCUACAGAGGGAAGAAGAGCCUUCCACCUCCCUCUCUGCUCCCUCUCUCGCUUGUGUCGGCUGAAGGAUGGGCAGGUCUCUGUGCAUCACGACUCCAUUUGCUGGGUUGUUUGGUCCUGUGGUGGGGCAACAGGACUGCCGGUCUUGCAUACACCUGGAGAUAGGCACUGUGGUGGGCAUCAUCGUGGCUGACAUUGUCCUGACCCUCCUUAUCGCCCUCUCUGUCUUUUUCUUUGUGUCCCGCCUGAAGAAGAGGACUCGGCUAGAAGCCCUGGAAAUUAAAGAGAAAACACAGUCUAAAACACAGGCCAAAACACAGGCUAUGUCUACGAGAAAGAAGCCAGAAGCAGAGUCUCCCUACCAGGAGCUUCAGGGGGUGCAGGACGAUGUGUACAGUGAUCUCAGACAGUUCCAGAAACAAGGCCACUCCAGACCAAGCGUCAAAGGAUCCUGAAGCUCUAUUGGCCGCUCCUUCAGCUGGCGUGGCUGCUUUCAAAGCACACACACUCCAGCUGUGUGACACUGUCUGUCUGUCUCUCUGUCUGCAGCCUUUGCAAAGUAUGAAAAUACAAAUGCCAUGGUGAACCUGUGAGUAUAAAGGCCA